AUGGUAAAUAAAGAAUUUAAAAAAAUUAUAAAUCAAAUUUGUAAUUUGGUUAAAUUACUUAAUCAAGAUGAUGAUGGUUUUGAUAAAGAAUACCAACAAGAUGAUUUUGAUGAUUUAAUACAAUCUUUUAACUCAUUAUUUUCAUCAAAAUUAAAUAAUCAAAAUAAUGACCACAACGAAAAUCAUAAUGCUCAAGAUGAUAAUAAUAAUAGUAGAAAGAAAAUAAUAGCAAGUUUUUUUAAAUUAAAAAAUGGACAUGAAUCACUUUCAAAAAAUUUAGAUAAACUUGCAGAACUCUCAAAUAGGAUUGGUUUAAAAUUAUUUGUUGGUACAUUACAAUGUACAAUAGAUUAUAACGAAAAAGAGAAAAUGUAUAAUGGAGAUUUCAAUGAAUACAUUCAUAAAGUUUAUGAUACUUGUGAAUUUGAUAAUAUGAUUGAAGAUGAUAUUCAACAUUUAUUUUCAGAUGAUAAUAAUAAUAAUAAUAAUAAUGAAGAUGAAGAUGAAGAUGAUUUAGAUAACUAUAAUAAUAGUGAAAAACUUUGGGAUUCAAUGAAAAUAAAUAGUGAAUUAUAUCAAAUAUAUCCAAAACUAUCAUAUAAAACAAUCAAAGAAAGUUCAAUUGGUAAUAAAAAUAAAAUUGAUAAAAUUCAAGAAUUCAAUAUUCAUGAUGAAAUUCAAAAUUUAUAUUAUAAACCUUCAGAUCGUAAUAAUAAUAAUAAUAAUAAUAACAAUAAUAAUAAAAUUAAAAGAAAAUAUAGAAAACCAGCAGAAGUUUUAUUUUGGUUGAGGAGAUCAGAGUUGAAUGAUAUUGUUAAAAUUACAUUUACAAAUGAAAAGAAGAAAGCAAAUAAGUUAUUAAGAUUUCAUUUAAAUCAUAUAUCAAUAAAAAGAAAAAAGAAUUUAUCAAUAAAUUCUGAUACUAUUGAAACUGCUGAUUUAAUUGUCAACUAUAUGAAACAUAAAGAUUUAUCAAGUUACUACUGUAUAGAAUUACCAAAAGAUAUUAAAAAUUUAGUCAUUACUUAUACUCCAAAUCAUGUAGAUUAUAUUCUUUCAAAACAUUUAGAACUUUUUUUAGAUAAUCCUUUAAUUCUCAUUGAAAAUUUAAAACAUAUUUUAAACACAAAUAUUUUAAACAAAGAAUAUUUAAGAAAAAUGAUAAACUCAAUUCAAUCUUUAAAACCUUCAGUAAAUGAUCCAAGAUAUCCAUUUUAUCAUCCAUUAUUAAAUAAUAAUAAUGAUGAUGAUAUUAUUAAUAAUAAUAAUAAUAAUAAUAAUAAUAAUAAUAAUAAUAAUAAUAAUAAUAAUAAUAAUAAUAAUUUAUAUUAUGAUGAAGAUGAAGAAGAGAGAAAAUUUUAUUUUGCAGAAAAAGUUUAUUCAAAAACUCAAUAUUAUUUAAAGAUACUUUAUGAUGCUCAUUUAGAACAUGGAGGUGAUAUUAUACCAGAUUGGUUAAUAUUUUCAUUUUAUAAGUUAUUACUUCAAUAUGGACCUUGUUUAAAGAAUAUAGAUCUUAUUAUUUUUAAAUCAAAAGCAGAUAAUUAUGAAAAAGUAAUAAAAAAUAAAAUUGAAUUAAGGGAAUUUAAGCAUCUAGUUGAAUUACAAACUGAAUCUGAAAAAAUAAGAAAACGAAAAAGAAUACAUAAUAAUAAGAAUAAUGAAAAUAAUGAAAAUAAUAAUAAUAAUAAUAAUAAUAAUAAUAAUAAUAAUAAUAAUAAUAAUAACAAUAAUAAUAAUAAUAGUGAUGAAGAAGAUGAUGAUUGUAAUUAUGAUGAUGAUGAUGAUGAUGAUGAAGUUUAUACAUACGAUAGUCAAAUUUAUUUAGAUGAAGAUUUUAUUAAAAAUCCAACACCACCCCCAAUUAAAAAAAAAAUAUCAUAUCGAACUAAAAUUACUACUUUACCAAUUCCAACAUCUUUAUCAAAUGGAAAUAUAACUAAAAAAAGAAAACAACCUGUUGUUAGUAAAUUAAAAGUUGAAACUGAAAAAAGAUGGUUUACAAAAGAAGAGAAAGAUCGCAAUAUAAAUUUAUUUUUAAAUAAUAUAAUGCCAGAUGAUAAUUAA
This is a messenger RNA of Dictyostelium discoideum AX4, 2067 nucleotides long. RefSeq lists its product as hypothetical. The transcript has a single exon. Gene Ontology annotation, biological process: chromatin remodeling. The record is from RefSeq and is a predicted model, not a curated record. Bases 1 to 2067 code for a protein of 688 amino acids. Lineage: Eukaryota; Evosea; Eumycetozoa; Dictyosteliales; Dictyosteliaceae.